Messenger RNA from Phytophthora sojae, 261 nucleotides. RefSeq lists its product as hypothetical. The transcript has a single exon. The record is from RefSeq and is a predicted model, not a curated record. The annotation marks the transcript as partial. Lineage: Eukaryota; Oomycota; Peronosporomycetes; Peronosporales; Peronosporaceae.
GGCAUGCGUCGUGACAUUGUUAGUAGGACUAACAACCCUCUCGAGCGCUUUCACCGGCAUCUGAACGGGAAGAUCAAAGCUCCACACCCUGCCAUGAGCAUCUUCGUCGACACGCUAGAGCGUAUUUCUCGCGAAUAUGUGGCGCAGCGUGUUGCUAUCCAGCCCGGGCUCGUCAGGCCACCUCAACGGAAACGUUUCCAGCUGCCGCGUGCGCCGCAGUUGCCUGAGGUCGGCGACAUCGUGGAUUCGGAGGAAAGCGAA